GUGAUUGAAUUACCGCUGCUUAACCCGGAGCUGUUCGCUCGGGUGGGCAUCACUCCACCGAAGGGUUGUCUCCUCUACGGUCCGCCCGGAACCGGCAAAACCCUAUUGGCCAGAGCCGUGGCCUCAAAAAUGGCACCUAAUAUCACAUUUUUGAAAGUGCAUUCACACGCACUCAUGUACAGAGAUAUCGGCGAAUCGGCGCGACUCAUACGCGAGAUGUUUAACUACGCUCGCGAUCAUCAGCCGUGCGUUAUCUUCAUGGAUGUGAUCGACGCCAUCGGUGGCCGCCGUUUCUCCGGAGGCACGAGCGCUGACCGCGAGAUUCAACGGACACUAAUGGAACUGUUGAACCAAAUGGACGGCUUUGACUCACUCGGACGGGUGAAGAUGAUUAUGGCCACCAAUAGACCCGACACAUUGGAUCCGGCGCUGCUCUCACGUCUGGACUGUAAGAUCGAGAUCCCACUGCCCAACGAAGAAGGAAGGCUGGAAGUGCUCAAAAUCUACGUGCAAUCAAUGGUUAUAGAAGGAGAGGUAGACUGGGAGGCCGUCGUGAAGCUGAGCGACGGCUUUACUGGCGCUGAAGUGCGCAACGUGUGUACCGAAGCUAAAUAUAUGGCUUUUAUGGCCCAAAGGGAUGUCAUUGAAGAGGACUUUAUGAAAGCCGUCCGCAAGAUAUCGGACCACAAGAAGUUGGAGACAAAACUCGAUUACAAACCCGUGUAA
Molecule: messenger RNA, 726 nt
Organism: Medioppia subpectinata
Lineage: Eukaryota; Metazoa; Arthropoda; Arachnida; Sarcoptiformes; Oppiidae
Source: the annotation of a GenBank genome assembly